This is a messenger RNA of Fusarium verticillioides 7600, 2620 nucleotides long. RefSeq lists its product as hypothetical. The record is from RefSeq and is a predicted model, not a curated record. The coding region runs from base 305 to 1867 and encodes 520 amino acids. NCBI's taxonomy places the organism in Eukaryota, Fungi, Ascomycota, Sordariomycetes, Hypocreales, Nectriaceae. The transcript is spliced from 2 exons.
CCUGAUCAAUCCCAGGAAACCAUUAAGAAAUAAGUGUGAUCAGAAUAAUAAUGACGCUGCAAUAAUAGACUGCUCUUCAUCAUAAACUAGCUCUUCUUAUCUGUUUAUCCUCGGCAAUCGAUGCUCAGACCACCAUGUUCAAUCAGACCAAUAACGGUAAUACCGUGAAGUGGCGGGCGGAAUUAUGCUGACCCGGGGGGUUAGGUUGCCUGGUCAGAUCAACCCAGAAACACAAUCUUAACUGGAACAUUGACAGCAAUCAAGAGCGACACAACGCCGCUGGCGCUUGUAUCGUCCCACCGAAAUGUCUCUCGACCAGAGAGUCCAGGUCUGGCUCAGCAACAUCCAACAAUCCACCGACGAUCCAUCGCCUGUAACAGAACCGUACGCCGAUGUCCCGCCCAAUCCCAUGAAACGUCGACGAGUCGAUUCACCACCUCGCGAGACCUGGCCAAAUAUCAAGCUAUCGCCCAACGACCCGUUCUACGAUAUCAAGAAGAGAUGGCUCCUCGAGGAAGAAACAGCCAUCAAGAAGAUACGCCUCCAGCAGGCUAAAAACGACAUGCUCAGGGAAGAAUUAGCCAGAAUUGAGAAUCGACCGCUCAAGAAACGAGCGACCGCCAGCAACCAAGUAUCCUCCGAGGUGCAGCAGCAAUACUGUAAUUUUGUCAGCUACAGUACAGGCAAGGUCGAGCGACGGCUCAUCAGUAGAGUUAUACCAGCUCCGCAACCUGUGACAACAGAAUCCCGUACACCCUCCUCGUCGGGAUGGGCACAACUACCCCGAUCGCAAGACGUCAAGGUCGAACCUGACACUGAACCUGUUUCGUGGCCGCAACCGGUCAAUGAUAAACCCGUCGCUGCGCCGCCUCUGCCGAUCCUACGAACAAUAAAAGUCGAGCCCGAUAUCGAACCCCCACCAACGACGUUAACGACCCUCCUCAAGCGAAUAAACGACAUAUAUGCCGGCCGCGGUAUUAUGUCAUCACAACUCCGAAGCACGCUGCUCGAUUCGGUCAAAUUUCUUUCUUUCGACAAAAUGUCCUGGGCGCAAGGUGGGAAGGAGAGCGAUGUGCAUUACUGCCCGCAGCGCCACAAAUUAGGCCAAAUGCCCACCCCUAUGGAUGUUGAGAGGAUCAUGUACCGGGCUGCCAUCUGUGCCAAAGCUGAGAGCCCGACGACAGAGUGGAAUAUGGAGGUUGUUCACAAAAUCCUAGACCUUUCGUUUAGGUGUAGCGCGAACAUCGGGCAGGACCUCGUCGACUUCAGAUCCAGCACUGAUGGCUCGAUCAUUCAGGACUACCACCCGUAUCUUGGCUCCCCGCAGCCCCCCGACUUCUGCGUCUAUGUAGAUCCAAAUUGCGACGACGAACCAGAUAUUCCGUGUGUGAUCGAGGACGUCCAAAAGAACUUUAAAGUGCAUCCCUUCAAUCACAUCGACCUCAAGUCACUCCAGCAACGACCGAUCGCGUUCCACAUAUACACUCUUGCAGAGAACACAACUGCCGAGCUCCAGCGCGUACGAGCCUCGUUCGUCGCGCAUCGCUCAUUUCUUAGGCGUUUGGUCGGGCUGAGAGAAAAGUCCGACAACUAUUAUAAUGUUGAGUGUCGCAUACAUGUCCUCCCCGACUUCCUCCUAGGGGUUAUUGUCAACAAGCAUAACUGGUUUCUCAGCAUCUUAAAGCCAGGUGAAGAGAAUGCGAGGUUUUAUGGGAUUGGUGAUACGGCAACAUCGAUGGGCGUUUUCAAGAUUGUAUGUGCGCUGCAGGUUCUGCGGGAUUGGGUCGAGAAGGACUACUGGCCUUGGAUGCACAAGCUUUUGUUCAAGUGGCCCUAUGAUUGUGCUGGAAAAGUAUAUGCUUGGUGAUACCCCUAGAUUGUCAGGAUACCCCAUUUGUACUCUAUUCGCUUGUCUUUAUUUUGUUCAGAGCAUCGGCGCAAGGUCUAUUUAGUUGAGUACACAAUCUCGGAUACUUCUUCCCUAGUCAAGACCUUGCCGAACGAGAACAUCACAUCUGUCAUGGUCUUGCCGAUGAUCUGCUCAAUUUGCUCGUCGCUUGUGACCCCAACCUCUUUUAGUGUACUCGGCAGCCCUGUAACCUUGACAAGCCGUGCAACGCAACCCCCCGCCUCAGUCUCCUCCCAUCCCAGCGUCUCAUUGAAGAUCUUCACGAUCUUAGCUUGCGCCUCAGGGUUUCUCGCUUUGGUGUAUCGCAACACAGGCGGGAGCAUAAUACAGCUUGUAAUGCCGUGCAUUACCUUCCCAACACUACCCAAUUGGUGGCCAAUUGCAUGACUGGCACCCAUGUUGACUCUGUAGAUAAUAAAGCCCAUGAGCGCCAUGCGACUUCCAGCUUGACACUUGCUCACGCCGUGGACGAGCUCAUCUUCACCUUCUUUUCCUCGCCCCAUCCCCUCUUUAUACUCAAUCAACCCUUUAGCCAAGUCUUGCAGUGCUUUUUCGCACCAUUCCUGCACAUCAGGAUACUUUUUGCAUUCGGGAUUGCAUAACGUCUCAACGCAAUGAUCAACAGCCCGUAUUCCAGAACUUAACCACAAUUUCUCAGGCGACGUUCUCGCAACCCACGGAUCCAUGAGAAUCAAAUCCGGCGCACCACCA